This is a messenger RNA of Bactrocera oleae (olive fruit fly), 2536 nucleotides long. Lineage: Eukaryota; Metazoa; Arthropoda; Insecta; Diptera; Tephritidae. The record is from RefSeq and is a predicted model, not a curated record.
UUACUGAAUAUCCUCCUACAUUGACUCGCCGAGUAAAAUGGUGCCAACGAACGAAGCCGAUGAAAGAAGGAGACUUGGUAUUCAUAUGCGGGCCUAAUGUUCCAAGGUGAGAAUGAUGCCGAGGGAAAGUAGAGCGAGUGUACCCUGGGCUUGAUGGAGAGGUGCGGCGAGCAGACAUACGAACUUCCAGAGGUGUGAAACGACGCGCAGUCCCAAAACUUGCUGUUCUGGACAUUGAUGGUGGUGAAUCAGGUUGAUUCACGGGGGCGGUGAUGUUGUAUAUUCGGGCCCACCCUAAUAUUAUAUUUAAUUUCUAUGUUUAUUUUACAGUUGUAUGUUUUAAUUCCAAUUUCUUUAUAUGCUCUUGAAUUCUCUCGCAUUCCAUUUACAUAGGUACAUACAUUUCCCGCUAUACAGUUUCUGUCUCCUUGUUUGUACGAUUUAUAUGUUUGCCAUUCUCCUUCCUCUUCGCAUAAACAGGUAGGCACAAACUAAAUAUGUUAAGUUAUCUACAUGCUUGUUGUUUUUAAACUGGAGUGUGCAGUUUUCCUAUUCUCUUGUACUGAUCUGUACGGUAAAUGACAAUAUUUGUGCAUAUAAGUUCUGGCAAAUCAUAUUCGAGCUUUGUCAUCGAUCAGCCAACCAGGAAGGUGGAAGGACACACUGCGGGCAAUAUGCAUAGAUGCAAGGUUGCUGACGCUUUACUCUCAAAAAUGGUGACCAGAAGCUUCGGUUACGACUUAAUCAUCAUAAGCGAGCAAUAUAAAAAGAAGGAGAGCGGAACCUGGUUAGAAGAUAGCAGCUCAACCGCACCUAUAUGGCUACCGCCAGGCAGUAAUGUUGGCACAGAAGGUAAAGGGAACGGCAACGGUUUCGUAUGGGUUAAAUGCGACCUUUACACUGUAAUUAGCACUUCGAAAUUAAUUUCCGCAAUAGACGACCAUAACCCAUCUAGCAGCUCCCCAAAAUUGCAAGAAAAGUUGUAGGGCACACAAUGCUUAACAUAACAAGAGCAUGUCACAAAUCGAUGCUAGGCUUCCUGCAGAAAACAUAAAGCAGCAGUUUACUGGUGGACAGAAAAUAUCGCCCAACUCAGACAGACAUGCCUUCGCCUUCGUAGAUCGUAUUUGAGAUCCAGGCGAAGAGGAGCCGCAUCCCGAGAAGCUGAGCAAUAUCAAGCAUGCCAUCGAUGAGAGCAAAAACAAGAAAUGGGAGGAACUACGCGGGACGUCAACAAAAACCCCUGUGGACUUGGGUACCAAAUAGUAAUGAAAAAACUCGGAGUUCGAGCAAAAGCGCCUAAUUUAACCGCUGCCAAAAUGGAUCACAUCGUAAGCGCUCUCUUCCCCACACACGAAAACAGGAUUAGUGAUCCAGAACAAACAACAAGACUUCCACAUAUCCCCCAGUUCACCCUCGAAGAGCUGCAACUGGCCACUGGAAAGCUCAAAACUAAUAAAUCACCCGGACCGGACGGGAUCCCAGCAGAAGUCCUUAAAAAAAUCGCUGCAGAGCGACCGGGACAGUGUCAGGUGAUGCAAUAUUAGUUAGAAGCGGUAAUGUCACAAUUGACCUUCUAUCAUACCAAAAUAAAAAACUGUGGGAGCUAAAGAAAAUGUCUGAAUACAAUAAGAGCGCAUUAGACCAAAGAAAGAAAGAUACGAUAUCAGCAUGGCAACGAAGAUGGGAGAAUGAGAGUCGCGGCAGAUGGACGGCCAGACUUAGAAGAGACCUAAACUUAACAUAGCAACUAUUCGGUCAUGGAUACUUCAAAAAGUACCUCUACAGAAUAGGGAAAGUUGAAGAGCCGUCAUGCCUAUACAACGAUGCGACUGAAGACGUCGCUGAACACACAUUUUUUAAAUGUGAGCGAUGGCAAAGAGAAAGGAAAAGUUAAAAAACCUAUAUUAAAGGCGACUGAUGUACUAAUCAAUAAAAAAUUGAGAGUAUUAAAAGCCAUAAAAGUGAAGACAAAGUUUGGUGACAAGGUGAUGCUAGAACUAGACGAAAAUGUUCUUUUUCUUCCGGAAUCCUAAAACUCCUUAAUAGAUUCAACUAUUGAAGCCAUAAACGAUAAUACAUUUUAUACCGAAUUAAUUAAACCUGUUGAAAAAUUUACUUCACCGUUAUUUGAAUUUCAUACAGUAUAAAAAAUAAUAAUAAAAUAAAUUAAAUGUAUCCGUGUAGUUUUUGUGAAAAGAUAUAUGCUCGGAAAAGGAGUUUAAGCAAACAUAUUACAAUGGAACAUCAAGUUUAAAAAAUAAUAAUUUUUUGUAAGCAAUGUAAAAUCGAAGAGAAAGAAAAUAUAUGGUAAGCACACGUGAGAACAAACAUACAUAAAGAAAAUUGUAUGUAUGGUGUAAAUAGUUAAACUAAAUGUUUAUUUGAAAAAAAAAUAUAUAUUUGUAAUACGUGUCUAAUACAUUUUUAUAAGGAAGAAGAAUUAUUGAUUCAUAAAAUGCAUUGUAGAAAAAUUGAAACACAUAUGCCUAAACCUGAAAAAAAUAUAUUAAAAUUUUAAAAUUUCAAAAAACAA